Molecule: messenger RNA, 1760 nt
Organism: Mercurialis annua (annual mercury)
Lineage: Eukaryota; Viridiplantae; Streptophyta; Magnoliopsida; Malpighiales; Euphorbiaceae
Product: mitochondrial fission protein ELM1
Exons: 10
Coding region: 156-1418 (420 amino acids)
Biological process (GO): mitochondrial fission
Cellular component (GO): mitochondrial outer membrane
Source: RefSeq, a predicted model, not a curated record
AGAAACUAAAAAGCAGCAGUAAGCAGAAGAGAAAAGUAAAACUCUGCUGCACAUCUUUUGUUUCCAUCCAAUCCGUUUCUCUCAUUCAUAUAUGUUUCUAAUCCAUAUCUAGUUUUUAUUUAGGUUUUCUGAAUCCUGAUCGGAGAAUUCGUCUAAUGAGGCCAAUUAGACUCCCGGAACCUCCGAGUCCGACCAUGGGAGUACCGGAAAUCUUCGAAACUGGCCCUAGUAGCAUUGUUAGACGCGCCGUCGUUAUUGGUAACGGUUUUUCCGGUUCUGAGAAUCAAAGCCUCGGUUUAGUUCGCGCUUUAGGCCUCUCCGAUAACCAUGUCUUAUAUAGAGUUAGUAGACCUAGAGGAGGACUGAAUGAAUGGCUACACUGGCUUCCAGUUUGGCUUCACAAGAGGUUAUAUUAUAUUGUGAGGCAACUUUACUAUUACUGGAGACGCAACAAAUUGGCAGAUUCUCAUUCCGAAAAUGGCGGCAGUAGUGUGGGUUUAUCUACGGUUUUAGAAGCUGAUUUGAAGCAUAUUGUCAAUAUGGCCCGUGAGUCUUAUGAAAAGGAUGGUCCUCUAUUGGUGGUUGCAUCCGGUAGAGAUACUAUUUCUAUGGCAAGCUCUAUAAAACGUUUGGCUUCUGAAAAUGUUUUUGUUGUUCAGAUUCAACAUCCAAGGACACAUUUGAAUAGGUUUGACCUGAUAAUCACUCCACGCCAUGAUUAUUAUCCUUUAAGUCCUCAAGCACAGGAGAAGAUUCCUCGGUUUCUUCAGAAGUGGGUAACUCCAUGUGAACCCCCUGAUGCACAUGUGGUACUGACUUUAGGAGCCUUGCAUCAAAUUGAUUUUGCUGCACUUCGUUCUGCAGCUAGUGCAUGGCAUCAUGAGUUUGCACCACUGCCAAAGCCCUUACUGGUGGUUAACAUUGGAGGACCUACAAGUUGCUGUCGCUAUGGGACUGACCUUGCAAAGCAGUUAAGUGCCAGUCUGCUUAGUGUGCUUGCUAGUUGCGGGAGUGUCAGAAUAUCUUUCUCAAAUAGGACACCUGGAAAGGUUUCCAACAUAAUAAUCAAAGAACUCGGAAAUGAUCCAAAAAUAUACAUUUGGGACGGUGAAGAGCCAAAUCCACACAUGGGACAUUUAGCUUGGGCAGACGCAUUCAUCAUUACAGCAGAUUCAGUUAGUAUGAUAAGUGAGGCAUGCAGCACAGGGAAACCUGUGUAUGUCAUGGGAUCUGAACGUUGUACAUGGAAAUUGUCUGACUUCCAUAAAUCUUUGAGAGAGCGGGGAGUGGUUCGGCCAUUUACAGGUUUAGAGGAUAUUGCUGAGAGCUGGAGCUACCCUCCCCUCAAUGACACUGCAGAAGCAGCUCGUCGGGUACAUGAAGUUCUUGCAGAACGUGGAUUGAGACUGCGGCCAUAGGAUCUGUUUAUAGUUUGUUGUUGUAAACAUAUUCUUGUAUUUUGUUUCAAAAGCAACUCAACGAAUUAGGUUUAUUCAAUAGCACAUAUAGAUAGGGACCAACAGCAAGCUUUAUUGACUACAGAGUGAUUCUUUUUCCACACAUGUUAGGCGAUUAAACACGCAAAAUAAAGGCUAGCUCGAAAUACUCUACAGUGUACCUAAAACAAACAGCUAGAUCUUGAAGUGCGGCUUGUAAUAUAGGAAGAGUUGCAGGAUUUUUGUUUUGGCUUCACUCGAAGACCUUUCUGAUUGGCAUUUUUGCAUACAAAUUCCUUCUUUAAUUAUAUUUUUGUUUUGUAA